AGAGCCUUCUCGACCAGGAACAUCCGGCAGCCAACCGGGAGCUUGCGCCGCCCCAGAUGGUGGUGUACCCCGGCCAUGGACUAGAAUUCCAGAACCUGUCCUACAGUAUCAUGAAGCAGCAGAAGAAAGGUGGUGUCUGGAUCAAAAACGAGGCUUACCUACUCAACGACCUCUCCGGACAAGCCCUCCGAGGCCAGGUCACCGCCAUAUUAGGCCCCAGCGGUGCCGGUAAGUCGACGUUCCUCGACGCCUUGGCCGGCAGGAUUGCUCGGGGGAGCCUCGAAGGGUCCGUCAGUAUCGACGGAAGGCCGGUGACCACCAGCUACAUGAAGAGGGUCUCGUCGUACGUGAUGCAAGAUGACCAGCUCUUCCCCAUGCUGACGGUGGUCGAGACGCUCACGUUCGCUGCGGAACUCAGGCUUCCUCCCUCUGUUUCCAAGUCUGAGAAGAGGAAGAGGGUGUGGGAGCUACUUGAUCAGCUUGGUUUGCAGACGGCUGCGCACACUUACAUCGGGGAUGAAGGGAGGCGCGGCGUGUCAGGGGGUGAGCGUCGGCGGGUGUCGAUCGGGGUCGACAUCAUACACAAGCCAUCUCUGCUGUUCCUGGAUGAACCCACAUCAGGUCUGGACUCCUCCAGUGCUUACAGUGUGGUGGAGAAGGUGAAGAAAAUCGCAAAAGAAGGGAGCAUUGUGCUGAUGACAAUCCAUCAGCCAUCUUUCAGGAUACAGAUGCUUCUUGAUCGGAUUAUUGUCCUUGCAAGGGGAAGAUUGAUCUACCUCGGCAACCCUACUGCUCUUCCAGAACACCUUUCGGGAUUCGGCCGACAGGUUCCCGAAGGCGAGAACAGCAUCGAACAUCUUUUGGACGUCAUCAAGGAGUAUGACGAAACCACUCUUGGACUCGAGCCAUUGGUACUUUACCAGCGUGAUGGCCGCAAGCCCAACCAAGCUGCAAGAACCCGAAUCCCGAAGACUCCCAAGACCCCACGAACGCCAUUCCAUAAAUCCACCACCCGCAUACCCCCUCGGAUCACACUCCACAGCGGUCAAUUAUCAGACGGCGCCUCUACGCCAGGAGUGAAUCCGAACAUGUUCGAGCCGUACGAUGAUGACGACGAGGAAGACUUCGACAAAUCUCGAGAAAGGAAGAAGAUAGCACAGACGCCCUUCGGCAGUGGAGGAAGCAACCCGAGAUUAGCCUCGCAUUUCUACAAAGACUUCUCGGUCUGGCUGUACCGUGGCGUCACCAACACCCCUCGACGGCAACCAAACUGGACUCCAGCUCUGACACCUGGCCGCACCCCUGCCAAGACCCCUGUCUCGAGCUACUACACUACCGCCCGCCCACGGACACCACAUGAUGCUUCUCCUAUUCCUCCUCCGAGGACCCCAGUCUUCAUCAGUGCGCCACCGUCAUCUAUUGACCCCGACGACCCUGAACCACUGGACGGCUACGAGGAGGGAGCAGAGUACGCCAACCCGUGGAUACGCGAAGUAUUGGUCCUCUCGCACCGCAAUGCGCUCAACGUGGUCCGCACUCCCGAGCUCUUCCUGUCUCGCGAGAUCGUGCUCACCGUCAUGGCGGUAAUCCUGUCCACGCUCUUCCACCGUCUCAACGGCGACGACUUCACGACCAUCAACCGCCUACUCAACUUCUACAUCUUCGCAGUCUGCCUCGUCUUCUUCUCCUCCAACGACGCCGUGCCCACAUUCAUUCAAGAGCGCUUCAUAUUCAUCCGCGAGACGUCCUACAACGCCUACCGCGCCUCGUCCUAUGUCGUCUCCACUCUACUGGUUUACCUGCCUUUUUUCGCCGCCCAGGGAUUCACCUUCGCCAUCAUCACGAAGCUGAUGCUGAGACUCAAGAGCAGCCUGCUGUACUUCUGGAUUAUACUGUACGCAUCGCUUAUUACGACGAACGCGUACGUGAUGCUCGUCAGCGCGCUGGUGCCAAGCUACAUCACGGGCUACGCGGUGGUGAUCGCAACCACCGCGCUUUUCUUCCUGAUGUGCGGCUUCUUCUUGAAGCAGUCGAGAAUUCCAGUCUAUUGGCGGUGGCUGCACUACAUCUCGGCGAUCAAGUACCCCUUCGAGGCGUUGCUGACGAACGAGUUCAAAGGAGAUCGGUGCUACUCUGGGAGCUUCAGUGACCUCUCGCCGGGCCCGCUGGGCAAUAUCAGCUUUAGCGACCUUCACAGGCAUCUGAAAGUUGACUGCCCGUUGAUCGGGGAGGACGUCCUGUCGACCAUGGACAUACAUUUCGAGAACGUGUGGGCCGACGUCGCCAUACUUCUUGCGUGGGGUGUGCUCUAUAGGUUCUUCUUCUACGUGGUGCUGAGGUUCUACUCCAAGAAUGAGAGGAAGUGAAGCUCUACAGCCCUACUAAUUUCUUCAAGAUCAUGGAAGGAAUUCUAAUAAAACCAAAUCUACAUCGAAGUCUCAACUGGUGGGGAGGAACAUUGUAUAAGCCUCAAACUAGAGAUGCUUCAUGUGAUACCAAGAUAAGAUAGAAAGACAAAAGCCAGUGUUACCUUCAAUUUAUAGUUUCAUAUAUUAUGUUGGGUUUGUAGAUUAUUUGAUGCAACAAUAAAUACAAAAUUAGUACCGUGUCAUCGGCGAGGCCCAUCGCGCGCUUCUGAUGGGGGAAGAGAGAAGCCGAGCCUUGUCGCCAUGGUGAUUGGGUACGUUGAAGAAGA
This is a messenger RNA of Musa acuminata subsp. malaccensis (wild Malaysian banana), 2695 nucleotides long. Its product is annotated as ABC transporter G family member STR-like. Gene Ontology annotation, molecular function: ATP hydrolysis activity; ABC-type transporter activity; ATP binding. The record is from RefSeq and is a predicted model, not a curated record. NCBI's taxonomy places the organism in Eukaryota, Viridiplantae, Streptophyta, Magnoliopsida, Zingiberales, Musaceae. Gene Ontology annotation, cellular component: membrane. Gene Ontology annotation, biological process: transmembrane transport.